AUGGCUUUCUUUGAGGGGACUGUACUGUUGUACGGCUUAGCGUGCUUUGCAUCUGUUGGACAGUUUCUUUUUGGCUAUGACCAGGGUGUGCUGGCAGGCAUUCUAGUCAACCACGACUGGCUUCAGACGUUCAAUUAUCCCACUGAAACAAUGCAAGGUUUCGUCGUUUCUAUCUUUUUGCUUGGUGCCUGGCUGACAUCCUACGGUGCGCCAUGGUCGAUGGACCGUCUCGGCCGUCGAUGGACAAUUGAGAUUGGUGCUCUGGUGUUCAUUGUCGGGGGCAUCCUGCAAACGGUAUCCGUCACGCUGGUUCAAAUCUUGUUUGGUAGAUUGAUCGCAGGUUUUGGUAUCGGCUUUUUAAGUACGGUCGUCCCGGUCUAUAUGGCCGAGUUAAGCCGUGCUCACAACAGAGGCAAGGUCACCGUUGCCGGAAUGAGUAUCAACAUGUUUGGUUAUGCUUGCUCAGGCUUUAUCGACUACGGCUUCACCUAUGUCCCAAACGAAUGGUCAUGGCGUGGUCCCUUGCUCUUGCAGUGUGUCUUUGCAGUAAUCCUUGCGGUUGGCUGCUUCAUCUUCCCUGAAUCCCCGCGCUUCCUUGUCAAGAAGGGUGACCAUGAACGAGCACUCAAUAUAUUAGCUCGAUUGCACGGUAAGCCCGAGGAUGACAAGGACGUCCAGCAAGAAUGCCAGGAGAUUAUCAAUGCAGUCAACUACGAAGCUGCCCUUGGCCAAGCUAGUUGGAAGGACAUGUUCACCACCAUGCGUCGUCGUUCAAUCAUUUCGAUCAUGGUACAAGCGCUUGCCCAGUUAUCCGGUAUCAACAUUGUCACGUACUACGCACCCAAAAUGUAUGAGCGUGUACUCGGCGAGGGCCGCAUGCCGAUCCUGAUGGCAGGCUUCACUGCCCUGGCGUAUUUUGCUGGCGCUGUAGUAGCCAUCUUUUUGGUGGAUCGAGCAGGCCGUCGUAAAUUGUUCAUGAGUGGCAGUUGCUUGAUGGUGAUCUGGCUUAUUCUCAUGGCUGUCUUCAACAAGUAUGAUCUGGGCCUCACCUCUGCGAUUCUCGUAAUCGUAUUUACUAUGAUUUACGUGUUCACUUUUGGUACCUCAUGGGCUUGCGUUGGAUGGUUGUAUCCGGCCGAAAUCUUCCCACUGCGUGCUCGCGCCAAAGGAAUGUCGCUGGCCGCCUCCUCUAACUGGCUUUGCAACUUUGCCGUGGGUCUCUGGACACCUGAGCUUUUGGUCAAGAUCGAGUGGGCCACUUAUAUCUUCUACAUGGCUUUCUGUGUUCUUGCAUUUGUUCUCGUCUACUUUUUCUUUGUCGAAACAAACCAGAAAUCGCUUGAAGAAAUCGAUGAAGCUUUCGGAGAUGUCAACCAUGCUGCUGUGCAUAAAGCGGACGAGCCUUAUCCGAGCGACGCAAAAGUAGCCAGUACUGAAAAGAGUCCAGUUUAA
Zychaea mexicana is the source of this 1452-nucleotide messenger RNA. Its product is annotated as general substrate transporter. Bases 1 to 1452 code for a protein of 483 amino acids. Gene Ontology annotation, biological process: transmembrane transport; carbohydrate transport. Gene Ontology annotation, cellular component: membrane. The transcript is spliced from 7 exons. Gene Ontology annotation, molecular function: carbohydrate:proton symporter activity. The record is from RefSeq and is a predicted model, not a curated record. Lineage: Eukaryota; Fungi; Mucoromycota; Mucoromycetes; Mucorales; Lichtheimiaceae.